Molecule: messenger RNA, 1563 nt
Organism: Daphnia carinata
Lineage: Eukaryota; Metazoa; Arthropoda; Branchiopoda; Diplostraca; Daphniidae
Product: lysophosphatidylserine lipase ABHD12-like
Exons: 9
Coding region: 207-1199 (330 amino acids)
Biological process (GO): monoacylglycerol catabolic process; phosphatidylserine catabolic process
Cellular component (GO): endoplasmic reticulum membrane
Molecular function (GO): phosphatidylcholine lysophospholipase A1 activity; monoacylglycerol lipase activity
Source: RefSeq, a predicted model, not a curated record
AUUGAGCGAUCAUAUAAUAUGUCAUGAGUGUUUGGACUUUCACUGGCUGUCUUGAUAUUUUAGAAGAACUUCGGGCUAUAAUUAUCAUUGCACCAUUGCUCCAUCUUCGCUGACCCGAUUUCUUAUGAAACCAUUCUUUAGGAUUAGGCUAGUGAAGCGGUAAUACUAUCAACAGUGUCUCGUAUCCUAUAUCCAUCAUCUCCCUGAUGCAGAUUAUAGGGCUCAUCGUAUUUAUUCUCUACAUAUGUGUGCCAUUGUCAUUUCGCUUCAUGCCAGCUUUCCAGAGGCAUCUGGUUUUCCUGCCUUAUUUACGUUGGCCAGUGGGGGUAGACUUUGGUGACCCUAGUUCAGAAGGCUUGAGUGGAGCACGGAAUCUCUAUUUGGAAACUGACUCAGAUGUAAAAGUGGGAGUCUGGCAUAUCUUACCAGAAUCUUUAAUUGGUGCUAAAUUUGAAACACCUGAAGAAGCACUUGGUGCAGGAAAUCCAAUUGUCCUCUAUCUACAUGGCAAUUCUGGCUCUAGGGCUGGCAGUCAUCGCAUUGAGCUUUACAAAAUUCUACAGUCUUUGAAUUACCAUGUGAUCACUAUGGACUAUAGAGGUUAUGCUGACUCCACUUUAACUUAUAUGUCUGAAGAUGGGGCAGUCACCGACGCAACCGCAGUAUAUGACUAUAUAAAAAAGCACUCUAAAGAUUCUAUGGUUGUAGUAUGGGGCCAUUCUCUUGGUACUGGUGUGGCUUCAAGAACAGUUCGUCAGCUGUGCGAUGAUAAGCAACCACCAAACCGGUUAAUCUUGGAAGCUCCGUUUAACAACGUUCGGGAUGAAAUCCGGAAUCAUCCGCUCUCUUACAUAUUCAGACCAAUUCCUGCGUUUGAUUGGUUCUUCACUGAGCCUCUAGUUGCCAAUAAUCUUGCCUUUGACAGCGAUAAACAUAUUGCUCGCAUUGACUGCCCGAUUCUUAUUCUGCAUGCUCAGGAUGACGCAGUAAUUCCCAUUAUUCUAGCCAAAAAGCUUUAUGAAGAGGCUUUGAACAGCCGACCUGCAGGGUGGCCUCCUGUGCAAUUUAUCGAAUUUCAUCAAGACUUUGGCUAUGCUCAUAAGUACAUUUGCAGAGCGCCAGAAUUACCAUCCAUUAUUCAUGAAUAUAUCGAUUCAGGCUUAGACGGUCGGAAAUCCGGGAGCCAACUAAUCGUCUAAAUAACAUCGCAUGAGUCUUCCCGUCGCGUUAGAUUAAAUUUUCUGGUUUGUGAAAGUUGACGUGCGGCCAAUUUUACUGCCGUAACAGUUUUUUGGGGGGAGAGAAAGGAGCCGAAAUGAGAUUAUCCUAAUCGAGUGCAACCUGGAACUAUGCAAUGCAUUAAAUACUACCAUGACAUUGAUGUGCCUCACAUCCUGUUCUCUCCGGGUAAAUCGAAACGGGUCCAUGUGUUUUAAUGGUCAUGUCUUCUUGCCGUUUUUGUAGUAACCGUUCAUCUCUCUGUACAAGUGUCCGUUGCUUCCCCAAUAUUUCUCCUAGUCUGCAUCCAAAUGAAAUUAUACAUUCCUCAAAUUCUACAACAGA